AUGACUUAUGUUCUGCUUUUACAGCCAAUAUAUGAAAUUGAAUCACAAGGCUCAGAAUUACGAUCUAUGCGUCCAGAUGAGUUGAAAUAUUUGACGGAUACGUUGAGUAAAAGGUAUUCUCCAUAUUCGAAUGCUACGGAUUCUAUGAAACGAUCAAGGGAUAGUGUUUCAUUUCUUAAAGAGUAUUCUCCAUAUUCAAAUGCUACGGAUUCUAUGAAACGAUCAAGGGAUAGUGUUUCAUUUCUUAAAGAGUACAGUCCGAAUGAUGUGCUGGUAGUGAACUUCCGUCCUGAAUCUGAGGUUCCUUGGGGAAUAUCAGGAGAGUCGAUGAGUGCAUUGAUUGAACAACUCAAAGGCAACUCGUCCAUCAGCUUUAUUGUGACGGUAGAAAUUUCUCGGCCGUAUGAUACGCAGAAGAAGGAAGCAGUGAAGCAUUCAGCGGUUUGGUCACAAGACAUAGCACCAAAUACAACGUUACGAUCGCAGUGGAUUAGUAUGCUUGAAAAUCCUGGAGUUGGUGAAACGGUUUUGAUGUCAGAAGCGUUCCCCAGCUAUCUAUUAGUCCCUAGCGAAGGUGCCGUAAUUCUACCGACGCCUAUAGUGGCAGCUAUACAACUGAAUCAGGACAACUACCAAAGACCGGACAAUGCUACUGACAGAGAUUGGUUUGAUACACUGAAGCUAUCACUUGUCAACUCAUCAGCAGGCAAUGUGUGGGUUGUUGAAGCGCAACAUCCUACGCAAUUCACUAGCGUUUACUUCAAUGCGUCCAAAAUUACGUACGGAACACAUCGUGAUCGCACCUAUGUGCAGACUAUCGCAUUUGUCGACAAAGCUUUCCCGUCGUUCUUCGCGAAAUAUCUUCAAGGAGGGUAA
Messenger RNA from Strongylus vulgaris, 876 nucleotides. The record is from the annotation of a GenBank genome assembly. NCBI's taxonomy places the organism in Eukaryota, Metazoa, Nematoda, Chromadorea, Rhabditida, Strongylidae.